This is a messenger RNA of Oryza sativa Japonica Group (Japanese rice), 2011 nucleotides long. Its product is annotated as golgin IMH1. Lineage: Eukaryota; Viridiplantae; Streptophyta; Magnoliopsida; Poales; Poaceae. The record is from RefSeq and is a predicted model, not a curated record.
GUGCCGCGUGCGCGGCGCGUGGCCGCCUGCGACAAAGCCACCGGCAGUUACGCCUCCGCGCUCCUCCUUCCCAAGAGACGCAGAUCUCCACCCCGCGCUCGCCUCGCUUCCCCCAAAAAGUCUUCUCGUGAGAGCUUUCCCCCCCCUCCUCCACCCAACAAAUCCCCAGCCUCCCAGAUUCGUGGCGGAGGCUGCGGCCUGCGGCUGUUCUAGGGUUAGCUCUCGCUCCGCCGGCAUUUCUCGUAGGUAGAUAAAGUAUUGUAAGGGCUUGGGUUUGCAACCGGAGAUGGAUGCUAAAAAGAAGAGGAACAAGAAGAAGAAGGGGAACCAAGGGAAGAACACUGGUGAUGUAACGUCCAGCACUGCAGAGGCUGCCAUUCGGUCCCACAAUCAUGAGACAGCCCCUAAUGACCAUCAUAAUGGCACUGAUGCUGAUGAUGCAAUGUCCACUGUUGGAGAGGAAGCUCCUCAGUACCAGAAUCAUGAGCCAGAUCGACAGGCAAAUCAUGAUAGCACAAACACUGAUGAUGUCAUGUCCUCUGUUGGAGAGGGGAUUCCAUUUCAGAACCUUGACCCUGCCAUGACACAUGAAAAUCACAAAGUCAGUAGUACAGCCCAUGCUGAUCAGAGGAGUGUUGAGAUGUCAGAUUCCACCGUGGAGCUUGACAUGCACAGACUAUAUGAAGCAAAGCUUGAUAAAUUACAUGAUACGAUAAAGAAGUUGGAAGAUGAGAAGAGUUUGUGGCAUCAAAAAAUGAGCUCCAUGGAGAUUGAGGUUGAAAAGUUGCAUAACAAAGUGGAUUAUCAUGCACAGAAUGAGGUCCGUUUGGAGGAAAAGCUCAAUAAUUUACAGAAUGGGUAUGAUGUGCUGAUUAAGAAGGAGGUAGCUUUGGAUAACAAAGUCAGGUCCAUAGAGGUCAUCAAUGAUGCCUUAACUCAUCAGGAGACGUCUCUUAAAGAGAGAUUAAGUGGACUGGAGGAGACAAAUAAAGUACUGCUUGUACAGGUGAAGGUGCUGGAGGAAGCUUCAAACAAUACUGUUGAGGAAAGCCAGAGGUUGGUAAAAGGUUUUGAUGAACUGGCAUCAAGAUUAGGAGUCUUUGAAGCAAAGUCUGCUCUUACUGAAGCCUCCGUGACUAAAAAGGGUAAUGAACUGAUUGUUGAUAGAAGUGUAAACAGUUCUGCAGCAAUUACUUCUGUGGAUAACUAUAGUCCAAUCAACAGCAGUCCUAGCAACGCCUAUGUUAGUAAUCAUCUAGAAGAAGCUCCAAUGCAACUUCCAGAAACAACAAUCAAUGAUGUUUCUUCCGAGGGCCUCAUUGACAUGAAUGCACAUCAAAGGUCAAAGCAAGAUUUUGAUGAACCAAGAACAAGCGAAGAAAUUCUGCCAGUUGCAUUAGAUGAUAUACAGAUUCAUGAGGAAGACCCACAACCACCGGUAGCCGAUGAUGAGGCAGAGGAGGUUCCAUUUUCUGAUGCUCCAAUCGUCGGUGCUCCAUUCCGGUUGAUUUCAUUCGUUGCUAGGUAUGUCAGUGGUGCUGAUUUGGUGAACCAGAAGUAAUUCUCCAUUAAUGCCAUCAAGCAGCUUGAGAUCUGUAUUUCUUGGAAAGAGGAGUCUUCCUGUUUUGAUUCUGCUCACACAGUUAUCUCGCUAAGAUUGUGAGGAUGUAUACGAUGGAUGCACUGAAUUCAACAGAGAUAUGGAACCUCUGUUCAGUUCUUGGUAGUGUGCUCGUGUCACUACCAGUUUUUCUUCCUCCCCUGUCAAUUUUUCAGGGGCAGCAGAAGCUCUUGUUCCCCAGUUAUAGUGUUAUACACACAAGAGGCCUUCCUGACCAUGUGGGGUGUACUGACCAUAUUUAUUCUACAGAAACUGAAAAUUUUUGGUAUUCCAACAGAUGUUUAAUGCACUGAACAAUGACCAUGCAUCUUGAAGAAAGUUGACCAUUUGGAUUUGAUGUAUUGCAUUGAUUGGAUGGUUGCUAUACAAUGUUGUUUUGUCAAAUUGGAA